Molecule: messenger RNA, 1373 nt
Organism: Sardina pilchardus (European sardine)
Lineage: Eukaryota; Metazoa; Chordata; Actinopteri; Clupeiformes; Clupeidae
Product: retinol dehydrogenase 13-like
Exons: 7
Coding region: 142-1224 (360 amino acids)
Biological process (GO): retinal metabolic process
Cellular component (GO): mitochondrial inner membrane
Molecular function (GO): all-trans-retinol dehydrogenase (NADP+) activity
Source: RefSeq, a predicted model, not a curated record
ACGGAAAUGGCUGUGCUCAUGGCAGUUUUAGUAAUUUUGCAGUUAGGUAAAUGACUUCUACAAGCCAUACAGUAGGAUUAUUUUACAUUGACCUAUUACUGUCAAACCCGUGACCAUUGCUCUGCUAGUGUUGUGUGCAAUAUGAGCAAAUACGUGCUCCCGGUGUCAGUGUUUGGUACGGCGUUUGGCGGUGCGAUCCUCCUUCAGAAUUAUGUUACUGGAGGUACAUGUCCAUCUAAAGCCAAGAUCCCUGGGAAGACCGUUGUCAUCACAGGUGCUAACACAGGAAUUGGCAAGGAGACUGCCCGGGAGUUGGCCAGGAGAGGUGGCAGGAUUAUUAUGGGAUGUCGUGACAUGGAGAAGUGUGAAGCAGCGGCUCGUGAAAUCAGAGGAAAGACACUGAACAAACAUGUGUAUGCCAGGCACAUUGACCUCGCCUCCAUCAAAUCUAUAAAGGCUUUUGUCCAAAAGAUCAAGGAGGAGGAGGAACGUGUGGAUGUGUUAAUAAACAAUGCUGGAGUAAUGCGCUGUCCGGCGUGGAAGACCGAGGAUGGAUUUGACAUGCAGUUUGGGGUCAACUAUCUCGGUCACUUCUUGUUGACCAGUCUCCUACUGGAUAAGCUGAAAGCCUCCACCCCUAGCAGGAUCAUUAACCUCUCAUCUGUGGCUCAUGUCACUGGGGAGGUGGACUUCGAUGACCUGAACUGGGACCGCCGAACUUUUGACACGAGGAAAGCAUACAGCCAGAGCAAACUUGCUAUUGUUCUCUUCACACGAGAGCUUGCUAAAAGAUUAGAGGGUACUGGUGUUACUGUAAAUGCCUUACAUCCAGGAGUAGUAGGCACAGACUUGGGAAGACACACUGGCCUGCACCAGUCACAGCUUUCCAGCACAGUGCUUUCACCGUUUUUCUACUUGUUUGUGAAGUCUCCCACACUUGGGGCUCAGUCCAGUGUCUACCUGGCUGUUGCUAAGGAGCUGGAGGGUAUUUCUGGCCGUUACUAUGAUGUGAUGACUGAGAAGGAUCCGGCCCCACAGGCACUUGAUGAGAGAAUGUCUGAGCGACUGUGGAAUGCCAGUGUUGCACUGCUGGGACUCGAUGGACAAACAGUCUCACAUGCACAUCCUACGUCUCCGAGUGCCAUAGCAACAGUGUCUCCUGAACUCACUGGGAAUCCAGUCCUUACCCCCACGACCACUGAGCCAGUCAAAUCAAUAUCGUAACUUGUUUGGACAUGCCUUAAUCCAGUUUGAACUCAGGAGCAUUCUCGCAUUGUGGAAAUAUACUACACAUAUUACACCAAAAUAAAUAUGGUCUUUGUCAUCACUAUAUGUUAACUCUAAAUCAAACUCUCCAUAAGGGUAUACUAUAG